This is a messenger RNA of Poecilia reticulata (guppy), 981 nucleotides long. Lineage: Eukaryota; Metazoa; Chordata; Actinopteri; Cyprinodontiformes; Poeciliidae. The record is from RefSeq and is a predicted model, not a curated record.
AUGCAUUCAGGAAGGAUGUUUCUCGUGCCUCAAAGUUUCUCUCUAAAACCUUCGAUUAAAGUCGUUGUGUUCGGUUUCCUUCUCCUGGGAUUCACCUGCAAAGGUCAGUCCCUGCAGACGGAGCGUCCUCGGCUCGUUGCAGCGAUGCUCGGUGAUGAUGUGGUUUUACCGUGUCACCUGGGAGUUUCUGUGAACCCCGAUGAGUUGGUGCUGGAAUGGGGGAGGCUGGACCUAAACCCCAGAUUUGUGUUCAUGUGGUUUGAAGGGAGUGAAAAUGUAAAUGAGAAAAACAUGGAGUUCAAGGGAAGAACGUCUCUGUUCACAGACAGACUGAGAGACGGAGACGUUUCACUGAGACUGACGGGAGUAAAACACUCUGACAACGGGAGAUUCAGAUGCUACAACCCAAAAGAGAUGAAAGAAUAUUAUGUCGACCUGCUUGUUGGCUCCGCCUCCUCACCUGGUGUCAGUUUAUCUGGACUGGACGUCAGCAGCAGUGGAGUGAUGCUGGACUGCAGCGCUGCAGGCUGGUAUCCAGAACCUGAGAUGUUCUGGCUGGACGGAGACGGAAACAUCAUGUCUGCUGGACCUGCAGAGAAAAGCACAGAUCCUGAUGGUGUUUACACUGUUAGCAGCAGAGUGACUGUAGAGAAGAGAAACAACAACAACUUUACCUGCAGAGUCCAGCAGAGAGACGUCAACCAGAGCAGAGAGACACACAUUCAUGUUCCAGAUGAUUUCUUCAUCAAUGAGUCCAGCUUCUACGUUUCUAUCAGCUUCAAUGUCAUUUUAGUCAUCAUGUUUGUUCUUGGAGUCGCUUUUCUUAUUAUUUGGAUGAAGAAACAAAUCAAAAACAAACAGAAGAAGUUAACAGAGAAAAUCAGUGAAGAGCAAAAGAAUCUCAUUACAGCAAUAAGACUGGAGGAGGAGCUAGAAAAGAGCAACAAGGAUCAGAAAAUCAUUGAUGAGCAGAGGAACUGA